This is a messenger RNA of Ochlerotatus camptorhynchus, 2794 nucleotides long. It is a transcript of the gene Axs, whose product is annotated as Abnormal X segregation. NCBI's taxonomy places the organism in Eukaryota, Metazoa, Arthropoda, Insecta, Diptera, Culicidae. The coding region runs from base 234 to 2438 and encodes 734 amino acids. The record is from RefSeq and is a predicted model, not a curated record. The transcript has 8 exons.
GUCACCGAGUCAAUCGCAAGCAUUGUUCCAUCGUGAUGUGUUAAGCUACCCGAAGUCAUCAUCUCAUCAGAGUGAGCAGUGAGAGCGGUGGCGUACGAAGGUGAAGGUCGUUACCGUCGGUUCACGCGUGAAGCAGUUGAACAGCUGUUUGAUUGCUGCACAGUAUAGGGUAGAUAGCUAAGCCGGAGCUUUACAAGCAGGAGAUAAGAGAUGAUAGAUAUUAGCUGAGCAAGAUGGAAGACAUAAAAGACAAACUGAUUCCCAACAUCCACUUUGCCAAUGACGACGAGGAGGAGUUCAACGAGGAGAUCGGAAGUCAGCGGAAGCCAACGAUCCCAUCCAUGCGGCAGCGGAACUCGCAGAUUCAUGCCUUGGAAAAUUUGGACCACCUUGAGGAGGAGGAGAAGCUCAACGAGUUCCGGUCGGCUCUGAAGGGUGGUAACAACAAAAAGGGGGUUACGUUUGGCGAUGGCGCACGGAAAAGAGCUGUGCUGACCCGAACUCCUGAUCUCAGCAGUAGCAAUAGUGAGGAUUUUGAGAAGUUCGGUGAUUCGUUUAUGGUGCUGGAGUUUAACGAGAGCGCCGAGACGGAAACAAUCCAAUGGAUCAUCGACAAGAUCCGUGGGAGGAAGAUCGAUGGUGGGGCCGAAUUGAUGGUGCGGAAGGAACCAUUUACCAAAGAAACUCAGACUCUUACUCUGCACAUAUCAGCUACCCAGAUGAAGUUCCUGGAGAUUGCGGACGAUAUGGGCUUCAUGAAGCGAACCAAGACUGGAAUAAUUAGGAAUUUCAACGUAGCUUGUUUGGAUGACUUCUUCUACGAUGAAAACAUGACCUUGGAAGAUAUCUUGACCCCAGCAGAUCGUCAGAUUAUUAUCAAGCAUGCCCUGGAGAACAUUCGUGCCUCGGAGAAUGAGCAUCACAUCCCGGGAACGAAGAUGCAACUCUACCACGGUCAGUCGAUCAUCCAAGCUGCCCUGCGGGUUGAAAUUGUCACAAACUUUUACUCACUGCACGACAAGUCAAAUCUACGUAAGCUGCGCCAUGUUUGGAUCAAGCCGAACAAACAUCAGCCGAUCGACGAGAUUAGGGAUUAUUUCGGUGAAAGUGUGGGGAUGUAUUUCUCCUUCCUGGGCUUCUACACGUACGCUUUGGUCGUACCGACUGUGCUAGGCCUGUUGCAGAUGUUGCUUUCCGAAGAAACGGAAACCGUCCCAUUCUUCUGUGUCUUCUACGUUGUCUGGAUAAAGGUCUUCCUGGAGCUGUGGAAGCGAAAGAGUUCGGCCCAUGCGUACCGAUGGGGAACGAUCACGAUGACCAAUCUGGAUGAACCUCGAGUCGGCUACUACGGGAAACUAGGGAGGGAUCCAAUCACCGGCAAGAUCACUCCACAGUAUCCAAAGUGGAAAACCUACGUCCAGAUGUACUGUGUAACGGCACCGCUAAUCAUAUUUUGUAUUUCGAUCGCCGGUUUCGUAACGAUCUUCCAGUUCUACGUGGAAAGCUAUCUGGCUGAGCUGUUCGGCAUCGAUUCUUACAUUAUGUACGUGCCAUCGAUCGUGAACGCGAUCUACAUUGCCAUUUCGACGAUAGCGUAUGAUCGGUUGGCCACUUAUUUGACGGACAAGGAGAACCAUCGGACUCAGAGUCAGUACGAGCGGCAUCGCGUCAACAAGCUGAUUGUGCUGGAGUUCGUUAACAACUUCCUGUGUCUGUUUUACAUUGCCUUCAUUUUGCAGGACAUGAAAAUGCUUAAAACUCAACUGAUGAUGCAGUUGAUCGUGCUUCAGUUUGUGCAAAAUGUGCUGGAAAAUCUGCUGCCCUACCUUAAGAAGAAGGUAGCUCUGAUCUCGAUCAAGCUGUUCGUAAAGUCCAACUACGAGCGAAUGCAAAUUGCCUUCGUUGAGUUUGAUCAAAUGGGCAUCCAAUCGCUGGACGACGACGACCAUCGGAUACUGAGGCACAAGAAGGAAUGCGGCAUGGAGGAAUACAACACGUACGACGACUACCUGGAGCUAUACAUCCAGUUCGGUUACGUAGUGCUGUUCUCGUCCGUUGCUCCGCUGACUGCAUUCUGGGCGAUUCUGAACAAUGUGAUCGAGAUCCGGUUGGAUGCGUACAAGUUGUGUAUGUUCUUCAAACGACCAUUCGCCAGAAGGACCAAGAACAUCGGUGCGUGGCAGUUAGCAUUCGAAACGCUGGCUAUCAUUUCGAUUAUGACCAACUGUGGAAUUUUGUACCUUUCACCACAGAUGAGGGAACUGGCUACCAAUGUAAGCUCGGAAGCGUACGCCUUCACUUUCCUAGUCAUCGAACACGUCCUGCUCGGACUGACGUGGUUCAUCUAUAAAGCCAUCCCGGAUACUCCCCUGUGGGUGCGGGUCGCACUGGCCAAGGCCGAUUACGAGUCCCGGCAGGCGUUGAAGCGGGAGGACUAGAGACGCACGACACCCAUAGAAACAAAAGCUGCAUUUUCCGUGUCAUAGCCAACACUUUUGAAACUCUUUGUGCCUACACAUUUUACAAAACCAGUAUUUUCAGUACAAUAAUCGUUUCAUCAAAUACAAACACAAAAUUGCCAUUGCUAAUACUACUCGCAAGCCAACAAAUGUGUGAUACAAGCAUUAACCGAGAAAGUACGUACUAACAAUCGUUUGCGUUUUGCUUGGGUUUCCCCCGUACUUACCCUGAUGUGUUUGUCACUGAUCUACAGUCAAAAUUCGUUCCGUGUUCAAUGUUCCAUGUUCCAGUUAACUUUGCCAAAUAUACAACCUCAGAUCAAUCAUGUUUAAUU